AUGUCCGACAUCAAAGAUGCCGAGGCGCCCCACGACGCCCACAAGGAAGCUGGCGCCUUGGAGAUCGACGACGUGCAGGAUCAGAAGCUUGAAAACGAGCUGAAUGAGGCGGCGAUGGACUCGGAGAUCCAGCAACUUGAGGAACAGCUGCAGGCUCUUCCUCAGUCCAAGUUCAAUAUUAGAUUCUCCAACCCAGCUGUGUUCACCUACAUUCUGGUGGCUUUUGCCUCUAUGGGUGGCUUGCUCUCCGGUCUGGAUCAGUCUCUCAUCUCCGGUGCUAACCUUUAUCUUCCCGGAGACUUGAACCUGUCCGACUCCCAGGCAAGCUUGGUUAACGCCGGCAUGCCUCUCGGUGCCGUUGCUGGUGCUUUGAUCCUUUCUCCGUCGAACGAGUACCUUGGUCGUCGCAUGUCCAUUAUUAUCUCUUGUAUUCUGUACACCAUUGGUGCCGGUCUGGAGGCUGGUGCGAUUAAUUUCGGAAUGAUGUUUGCGGGACGUUUCGUUCUGGGCAUGGGUGUCGGUCUGGAGGGUGGUACAGUGCCAAUCUAUGUCGCUGAGUGUGUUCCUAGCAAAGUCCGCGGUAAUCUCGUCUCACUCUACCAGCUUAACAUUGCGCUGGGAGAAGUCCUCGGCUACGCAGUCGCAGCCAUUUUCGUCGACGUCCCUGGCAAUUGGCGUUACAUCCUGGGUUCAUCGCUCGUCUUUUCGACCAUCCUGUUCAUCGGCAUGCUUUUCCUUCCCGAAAGCCCACGUUACUUGAUGCACAAAGGCAACGAGAUUGCUGCCUACGCUGUCUGGAAGCGCAUCCGUGGCUUCAACGACUUCGCCGCAAAAGACGAGUUCUUGGGUAUGCGCCAGGCCGUCACUGCCGAGUCAGAGGAGCAGGCUAAAACCAAGAAGUACGCCUGGAUGGACUUCUUCACUGAGCCCCGUGCCCGUCGUGCUAUCAUCUACGCCAACAUCAUGAUCUUCCUCGGCCAGUUCACUGGUGUUAAUGCCAUCAUGUACUACAUGUCCACAUUGAUGAAGAACAUUGGCUUUGAUGACAAGACCUCCGUAUUCAUGUCGCUGGUGGGCGGUGGCUCGAUCCUCAUCGGAACCAUCCCUGCCGUCAUGUAUAUGGAGCGCUUCGGCCGCCGCUACUGGGCCAAUGCCAUGCUUCCCGGUUUCUUCAUCGGCCUGGUCCUCGUCGGCGCGGGCUAUACCAUCGAUUACAACAAGUACCCUGCCGCAGCUGAGGGCCUUUACAUGACUGGUAUCAUUCUCUACAUGGGAUUCUUCGGUUCCUAUGCCUGCCUGACAUGGGUUGUGCCAUCUGAGGUGUUCCCGACCUACCUGCGCCACUAUGGCAUGACUACCGCCGAUGCAAACCUAUUCUUAUGCUCGUUCAUCGUCACCUAUAAUUUCACCGGUAUGAUGAACUCGAUGACCCGCAUCGGUCUUACUCUCGGAUUCUACGGUGGCAUUGCCGUUCUCGGCUGGUUCUACCAGAUCAUCUUCAUGCCCGAGACCAAGAACAAGUCUCUCGAGGAGAUCGACGAGCUUUUCUCGAAGCCUACUUCCGUGAUUGUGAAGCAGAACCUGAAGCAGACUUCGCAGGUGAUCAAGGAUUUGUCGCGCCUGCGGUUCCGAAAGGUGUUCUCGCCCGAGCCUUACAAUUAA
Penicillium macrosclerotiorum is the source of this 1662-nucleotide messenger RNA. RefSeq names its product putative MFS sugar transporter. Lineage: Eukaryota; Fungi; Ascomycota; Eurotiomycetes; Eurotiales; Aspergillaceae. The record is from RefSeq and is a predicted model, not a curated record. Gene Ontology annotation, biological process: transmembrane transport. Bases 1 to 1662 code for a protein of 553 amino acids. The transcript has 2 exons. Gene Ontology annotation, molecular function: myo-inositol:proton symporter activity. Gene Ontology annotation, cellular component: membrane.